Messenger RNA from Vespula vulgaris, 964 nucleotides. Its product is annotated as ankyrin repeat domain-containing protein 39-like. The transcript has 4 exons. Bases 499 to 828 code for a protein of 109 amino acids. Lineage: Eukaryota; Metazoa; Arthropoda; Insecta; Hymenoptera; Vespidae. Gene Ontology annotation, molecular function: protein binding. The record is from RefSeq and is a predicted model, not a curated record. Gene Ontology annotation, biological process: negative regulation of biosynthetic process.
CACGGUUCGAAUCGGUACUCCGAUUUAACCGUGUAUUCCGUCGAAUUCCACUCGUUCUCCCUCUCGAAAGGUACAUCCUCCCGCUUUUUGGAUCAUCGACGCAUGGAUGCCGUCCGCAAACGUUUGUCCUUCUCGCGUUCGAAAUUGGCGCUCUCUCGGGAGGCAAACUCUCGUUCGCGCAUCUAUCGCCUUUGCCAAGACGUCGCGUACACGCACGGAAAGGGAACGCUUUCCUCGCGUAUAUAAACGCGUAGGAGAAAAUUAAAGGUACCGGCGAGAAGUGUGCGAUCUCGCGAUGCAACGCUCUUGCGCGUCUAAACCUUUUCGAAUAGCCUACGUUCCGAAAGCUCCGAUUCGAAAAUCGAUCGAGAGAUGCAGCGCUCUUAAGGCUCGCGAGGAGUGAAAGUUUCGCAACGAACUAAAGAAUCCAAACGCUCGUUCCGCCGUCGCUUGGAAGAGUCGACGUAUAGAAGUGGUCGAACGCUUCAACUAUCACAGAUGCCAUACAUUCUGGUGCGUGGUAAUUUAGCUUCGUACGGUCACAGGUAUCCCUGGAGAGUUCUAGUAUCUGGGCUCAAAGCGUCCGACAUAGAGCAACUUACUCGCUUUGCUUCUGGAGGAUAUUGCGACGAUUCUACGAUAGUCUACUUACAACAUCCUUGCGUGAUAUUGACCGCUCUGGAGGUUCUCGGAUACAAGGUGGUCGCUUCUUCCAGCACCAGCGUCAAGCAAGACUACAACGAAUACAUGUGGACUAUGAGAAAAGAUUUCUCGGAGCCUGAACCUGAACUUGUCAUAAAAGCACAAGGAAAAGAUGGCGAAGUCUAACGAAAGUUGUAUCGACACCAUGGCGGAGCCGGUCAGUGCGAUGCCUGAGAAAUGGGUUAACACCGCAACGAGCGAAACUUUUUAUUACGUUGGUGUAAGAGGAUCGCCGUACGCAACCGAAUCAUCCGUUUUCGAA